AUGAUGCGCACUGCUGAUUUCCACUCGUCUUCCUCCGCUGACUGGAGUACAACAAUGACUCCCGGUGAAGUUUCGCUCAGUCAUUAUUCCAUGGCGCAAGAGCCUUCCAAUGAUUUUGUCCUUGGUUCGUGGCAGGUGGAACAACACUCGGCGGGCAGUGAGAAUGGGAGCUCCUUGCCCAGUUAUGACGACGACGAUUUAAUGGUGGUGGAUAGUAUUAACAUGGACUUUGACGAUCAUUUGGAAGAUGAUUAUCCUCCCACUCCACCGGCUGAUCGUCUGUUUUUGGAAGAAGCAUUGGAAGAUACGCUAUUGGGGGAUGGUAGCGACCACGAGGAUGAUUCCUCCUUUUUCACUACUCAUAGUCAACCACUGAUGGUAACGGCUCCUGCCACUUCCACCAGUUUUUUACCGUAUGAUCAGAGGUAUCAGGCUACCCUGGAUAAACUCGCCGAGAGCAUGAAAAAAUCACAAGAAACGAGAAAAUCACUUCGCAUCAAGACCUGCGAAACCAUGGAGUACUCACGCUGGAAUACCGUUUCGGGAACACUCACUUCCAUUGAAAAAUCUACCCAGCAGCUCCAACAAUACUUGAAGAACAAGAAACCCGCUACUGCUCAGCAAGUUCUCUGA
Seminavis robusta is the source of this 633-nucleotide messenger RNA. NCBI's taxonomy places the organism in Eukaryota, Bacillariophyta, Bacillariophyceae, Naviculales, Naviculaceae. The record is from the annotation of a GenBank genome assembly.